Molecule: messenger RNA, 979 nt
Organism: Alternaria rosae
Lineage: Eukaryota; Fungi; Ascomycota; Dothideomycetes; Pleosporales; Pleosporaceae
Product: ras family-domain-containing protein
Exons: 4
Coding region: 105-743 (212 amino acids)
Biological process (GO): signal transduction
Cellular component (GO): plasma membrane
Molecular function (GO): GTP binding; GTPase activity; GDP binding
Source: RefSeq, a predicted model, not a curated record
UCUUCUCUUCUGCUCUGCUCUGCUCUACUAGACCUAUACCCUAUACCCUAAUUCCCAUCGCCCGCGACCUGUAAACCGUCCGGCACCUUCCCCCCAUAUUCACAAUGGCAUCAAAGUUUCUCCGAGAAUACAAGCUGGUAGUAGUCGGCGGCGGCGGAGUCGGAAAGUCGUGUUUGACUAUCCAGCUGAUCCAGAGCCAUUUCGUAGACGAGUACGACCCGACUAUCGAGGACUCGUACCGCAAGCAGUGCGUCAUCGACGACGAGGUUGCGCUGCUCGAUGUGCUCGACACAGCCGGACAGGAGGAGUACUCGGCCAUGCGUGAGCAGUACAUGCGCACAGGAGAGGGCUUCCUGCUCGUCUACUCGAUAACCGACAGGCAGAGCUUCGAGGAGAUUAUGACUUUCCAGCAACAAAUCCUGAGAGUAAAGGACAAGGACUACUUCCCCAUGAUCGUCGUUGGCAACAAGUGCGAUCUCGACGGCGAGAGGCAGGUCUCGACACAAGAGGGCCAGACUCUGGCGCGCAACUUUGGCUGCAAAUUCAUUGAGACGUCGGCCAAAUCCCGCAUCAACGUGGACAACGCCUUCUACGACAUCGUACGCGAGAUCCGCAGAUACAACAAGGAAAUGUCAUCCUACACAGGUGCCCCUGGCUCAAACGGAAAUGGCCCCACAAAGCAGACAUUUGACACCGAUGACCAGGCGGAGAAGAAGGGCUGCUGUGGAUGCACAGUCAUGUAAGGACACGGAAGCCAUGAUUCUUGUUGUGGAGAGAUACCUACACCGCUGGGUUCGGUCGACCGCCCUGGCCAUUGGCGGUGCUGCUUGGGCCAGCAGAAGAAAACACGCGACGCUACUGUUACGUACUGUCAGCCCACCUUCGUCUACGAAGGCCUGUCGUUCAAACACCUCUUCUUUUCGAUACUGUCACUUAGGGUUCGCAUUACGGGCUAACGGAUUCACGUCUGCUGGAUGCG